AUGACAGCUAUAGCUUCCUUCCUGAAGCAGAUGAGCACUCCGGUGACCCUCACCUCGGGCCAGUUCGAGUUCGAGAUCCUGUCCAUGCAAAAUGUCAACGGGGAGCUGCAGAACGGGCAUUGCUGCGACGGGACCCGCAACCCGGCCGACCGGAGAUGCACCCGAGACGAGUGUGACACUUAUUUCAAAGUUUGCCUGAAGGAGUAUCAGUCGCGGGUUUCCGCUGGGGGCCCCUGCAGCUUUGGCGCCGGAUCUACCCCGGUCGUCGGUGGGAAUACCUUCAACUUGAAAUACAGUCGGAAUAACGAAAGGAGCCGGAUCAUUCUGCCUUUCAGCUUCGCCUGGCCGAGAUCCUACACGUUGCUAGUGGAAGCCUGGGAUUACAGUAACGACAGUGUUCAUGGAGAUAACAUUAUCGAAAAAGCUUCUCACUCUGGCAUGAUCAACCCCAGCCGGCAGUGGCAGACCCUGAAGCAGAAUGCGGGCGUUGCUCACUUCGAGUACCAGAUUCGAGUCACGUGCGAUGAGCAUUAUUACGGUUUCGGCUGCAACAAGUUUUGCCGGCCACGGGACGACUUCUUCGGACACUACACCUGCGACCAGAACGGCAACAAAACUUGCCUGGAAGGCUGGAUGGGUCUCGAAUGCAACAAAGCCAUCUGUCGUCAGGGUUGUAGCCCCAAACAUGGGUCUUGCAAAGUUCCUGGAGAGUGCAGGUGUCAGUACGGAUGGCAAGGCCAGUACUGCGAUAAGUGCAUUCCUCACCCGGGCUGUGUCCAUGGCACUUGCAACGAACCGUGGCAGUGCCUCUGUGAGACCAACUGGGGUGGCCAGUUCUGCAAUAAAGAUCUGAACUAUUGUGGGACUCACCCACCGUGUUUGAACGGCGGCACCUGCAGCAACACCGGCCCUGACAAAUACCAGUGUUCCUGCCCAGAGGGCUACUCAGGACAGAACUGCGAAAUCGCGGAACAUGCCUGCCUCUCGGAUCCUUGCCACAAUGGAGGGAGCUGCUUUGAAACUUCUACGGGAUUUGAGUGUCUCUGUGCUCCAGGGUGGGCAGCACCAACAUGCACCCUUAAUAUUGAUGACUGUUCCCCUAACCCCUGUGGCCACGGAGGGACUUGCCAGGAUCUAGUCGAUGGCUUUAAGUGUAUAUGCCCACCUCAGUGGACUGGCAAAACGUGUCAGAUAGAUGCCAAUGAAUGUGAGGGGAAGCCGUGUCUCAAUGCCAACUCCUGCAGGAACUUGAUUGGCAGCUACUAUUGCGACUGCAUUGCUGGCUGGACUGGCCAGAACUGUGAGAUAAAUAUUGAUGACUGUCUUGGAAAAUGUCAGAAUGGAGGGACUUGUAGGGACUUGGUUAAUGGUUAUCGGUGUGUGUGCCCAGCUGGCUACGCAGGGGACAACUGUGAGAAGGACAUCGAUGAAUGUGCCAGUAACCCUUGUUUGAAUGGGGGUUACUGCCAAGACGAGAUCAAUGGAUUCCAAUGUCUCUGCCUUGCUGGAUUCUCAGGAAAUGUCUGUCAGCUGGACAUCGACUAUUGCGAACCCAAUCCGUGCCAGAAUGGGGCCCAGUGCUUCAACUACGAGAACGAUUACUUCUGCAGCAAUUGUCCUGAAGAUUACGAAGGGAAGAACUGUUCACACCUGAAGGAUCACUGCCGCUCUACUCCUUGUGAAGACAUCAAUGACUGCGAGAGCAACCCGUGUCGGAACGGCGGCACGUGUAUUGACGGCAUCAACUCCUACAAGUGCAUUUGUAGCGACGGCUGGGAAGGCACCUUCUGUGAAGCGAAUAUUAAUGACUGCAGUAAAAAUCCUUGCCACAAUGGAGGGACGUGUCAAGACUUGGUCAAUGACUUCUUCUGCGAAUGUAAAAACGGCUGGAAAGGGAAAACCUGCCAUUCGCGUGAUAGCCAGUGUGACGAAGCCACGUGCAACAACGGAGGGACCUGUUACGACGAAGGGGAUGCCUUCAAAUGCAUGUGUCCCGCCGGGUGGGAAGGAGCCACCUGCAACAUCGCGAGAAACAGCAGCUGCCUGCCAAGCCCCUGUCACAACGGUGGGACGUGUGUCGUCAGCGGAGAUUCCUUUACGUGCGUCUGCAAGGAGGGCUGGGAAGGGCCCACAUGCACUCAGAAUACCAACGACUGUAGCCCGCACCCUUGCUAUAAUAGUGGAACCUGUGUGGACGGUGACAAUUGGUACAGAUGUGAGUGCGCUCCAGGUUUUGCAGGCCCGGACUGCAGGAUAAAUAUUAAUGAGUGCCAGUCUUCACCCUGUGCUUUUGGAGCCACGUGUGUAGAUGAAAUCAAUGGAUACCGUUGUAUCUGUCCACCUGGCCGCAGCGGUCCAAGAUGCCAAGAAGUUUCAGGAAGGCCUUGCAUCGCUAAUGGCCGUACUGUUCCAGAUGGGUCUAAAUGGGAUGAUGAAUGCAAUAGCUGCCAGUGUUCAAAUGGAAAGGUCACCUGUUCUAAGGUCUGGUGUGGUCCGAAGCCUUGUCUGAUCAAUGCCAAAGGCCACAGUGAAUGUCCUGCAGGACACACCUGCGUCCCUAUUAAGGAAGACAACUGCUUUGUGCACCCUUGCCAUAAUGUGGGUGAAUGCUGGCUUUCCAGUCAACAGCCGGGAAAGAAGACGUGCAGUUCUGAUUCGUACUAUCAGGACAAUUGUGCUAACAUCACGUUCACCUUUAACAAAGAGAUGAUGACUCCGGGCCUUAGUACAGAGCACAUCUGUAGCGAGUUGAGGAAUCUGAGCAUCUUGAAGAAUGUCUCUGUUGAGUAUUCCAUCUACAUCACCUGUGAACCGUCCCACUUGGCAAACAAUGAAAUCCAUGUUGCAAUUUCUGCCGAAGAUAUCCAGGAGGAAGAGAACCCAAUAAAAGAAAUAACUGAUAAAAUUAUCGAUCUUGUUAGCAAGCGUGAUGGGAACAGCACACUUUUUGCAGCAGUUGCAGAGGUCCGGGUACAAAAGCGGCCAGUAAAAAGCAAAACAGAUUUCUUGGUGCCGUUGCUGAGCUCUGUGCUAACGGUGGCUUGGGUCUGCUGCCUGGUCACCGCCUUUUACUGGUGCCUCCGGAAGCGCCGGAAGCAGAGCGCCCACACCCACACGGCGUCAGACGACAACACCACCAACAACGUGAGGGAGCAGCUGAAUCAGAUCAAGAACCCCAUCGAGAAACACGGCGCUAACGCCGUCCCCAUCAAAGACUAUGAAAACAAGAACACAAAAAUUGCCAAAAUAAGGACACACAACUCUGAGGUGGAGGAAGACGACAUGGAUAAACACCAGCAGAAAACCCGCUUUGCGAAACAAGCAGCAUACACGCUGGUAGACAGAGACGAAAAGCCCCCCAACGGCACGCCCACAAAACACCCGAACUGGACAAACAAACAGGACAACCGGGACUUGGAAAGCGCACAAAGUUUAAACCGAAUGGAGUACAUUGUAUAGCAGACCGCAGGUGCUGCUGUGCAGGGCCUUUAACCGAUCAAUUCAAGGCAACUCGGAGCUUGUAGUUCUUAAAACGGUUGUGUAAUAUUUUCGAGUCUAAGGCUAUUAUUUGCUUAGAAUCCCUGUGUUAAUUUAAGUUUUGACAAGCUGGCUUACACUGGCAGUGAUAGUUGCUGUGGUUGGCUGGUUUACCAAGUGCUGCAUUUCACAUCUCUGCAGAACUAGUCAGAAAUGCCCCCCGGAAAGGUUCCGUAAGGUUAUCGUAUAGCUUUAUUUAGCUUUUUCCUGUAGCAAAAACACACGUUUUGUUUUCCUCCCCCCCCCCUUCCUUCCUUCUCUUGAGAUGUCAUGAUUUAUAUUACCGUCUUAGACGAAUACGUUUUAUUUAUUUAUUGAAUUAGAGUUCUUUUGUAUAUUGGUUUUAUGAUGACGUAUAACUAGUUCUGUAUUUGGAAGUGCCUUUGCAGCUCAGAACCACGGCAACUAUCAAAAAAAAGUUUAUUAUUUAUUUUUUUAUUGUAUUGUUUUUGUCGGGGGGGAGGGCAGAGGGAGGGGACUGUGGAGGACUUCUUGUCAGCAGUGGCUGGUAAAAAAAAAUGAAGAAUUGAGAGGAAAAUGUGUCAAAAGUAGAAGUUUGUAUAGUUAUGUAAAUAAUUCUUUUUUAUUAAUCACUGUGUAUAUUUGAUUUAUUAACUUAAUAAUCAAGAGCCUUAAAUAUCAUUCCUUUUUUUUUAAUUUAUACAUACGUGUUUAGAGUUGAAGGUUUUUCAUAGCGUUGUAAGCUGACGGCUUCUUCUUUUGACCUCUCCCCCACCUGGUUACUUGUUGCCUACAUGCCAAAAUUUAAGGUGUUCUGAAAAUCAAGUUUUUAUUUUAACAAAUAGGAUGGGCUUUCAUGCCUUGAUGCUGGCUUUUUUGUACAAUGUCCAAGUGUUUUUUGUUGUUGUUGUUGUUGUUUUUUUAAAGAGAAACCACCUUCCAUAAUAUCACUUUAAACUAUUUUGUAAGUACUGGUGGCUGAGGCAGUUUAGAACUUAGACUAGUUUUUGUUCUGUUUUUAUUUUUUAAAAAUUUUUCUGGCUGCUUUGGACAUGGGGUGGGGGAAAGGAAAGGAUUGACGGGCAGAAAAUCUGCUACGCAGCAGUUUAAGGGAACACAAAAGGAGCGAUAACCUUCUGUAGAUGAAACAUGAGAAAUGUGAGUGGAUGUAUGUAAUUAAAAAUAUCAAGUUAGUGUGUGAAGUUGGAAACACCGAAAUCUUAUUUUGUAAACUCUUUUGAUUUUUCCCGCCCACCAUGAAUAGGUAAUACUGAACCACUUGUAGGUUUGAUUUUUUUCUUUUGUAAUCUACUGUAUUUAGGAAGUAUUCUAAUAAGCUAGUUGCUGAAUACUUGAACAGUAGAAUAUUCAGUAAGACCACUGAGUAGGUUUGCCAGAGUCCACUGCCCGCCUUAAGAAAGAAAGAAAAAAAUAAGAGCAAAUCAAAGUGCUAUUAAUGAAGUUGGAAGAUCAAAAAUGAUUUUUUUAAAAAAAAAGGCUUAAGACUUAAUUAUCUCAAUGGGCCAUCCACUGAGAUCAUAAAAGAUUAUCUUGUAUGGUAAUAUUAGUGUUACACAUGAACAUGAAAAUACAUCUCUGAUGUGUUAUU
This is a messenger RNA of Gekko japonicus, 5107 nucleotides long. RefSeq names its product jagged 1 (gene JAG1). Gene Ontology annotation, molecular function: calcium ion binding; Notch binding. Bases 1 to 3459 code for a protein of 1152 amino acids. The transcript is spliced from 25 exons. Gene Ontology annotation, biological process: multicellular organism development; heterophilic cell-cell adhesion; establishment or maintenance of epithelial cell apical/basal polarity. The record is from RefSeq and is a predicted model, not a curated record. NCBI's taxonomy places the organism in Eukaryota, Metazoa, Chordata, Lepidosauria, Squamata, Gekkonidae. Gene Ontology annotation, cellular component: plasma membrane; protein-containing complex.